AUGCCUCCAUCUCGUGAGCUAGCUGAACAGACUUGCACACAGAUAACCAAAUUCAAGAAGUACCUCGAGAACCCGAAAGUGCGAGAAUUGCUCGUGGUGGGCGGAAUCAACGUGAAGGACCAGAUCAACCAGCUCAAUGCUGGAGUGGACAUAGUGGUUGGCACACCAGGCCGUCUCGAGGAUCUCAUUCAAGGAGGAUACCUCGCGCUGACUCACUGCCGUUUCUUCGUGCUCGACGAGGCGGACGGGCUUCUCAAGGCGGGUUACGGAGAACUGAUAGAACGCCUCCAUCGUCAGAUCCCAAAGAUCACCUCGGACGGGCGAAGGCUGCAAAUGGUGGUGUGUUCCGCGACGCUCCACGCCUUUGAAGUUAAGAAGAUGGCGGAGAAACUCAUGCACUUCCCGACUUGGGUGGACUUAAAAGGAGAAGACGCCGUGCCCGAGACAGUGCAUCACGUGGUCGUCAUGGUAGACCCACAAAAGGACCGCUUGUGGGAAACCUUGCGCAAACAUGUGCAAACUGACGGUGUUCACGCAAAAGACAACAUCCGUAGCGGCAACACGACACCCGAGACGCUGUCCGAAGCCAUCAAGUUACUCAAGGGAGAGUACUGCGUCCGUGCCAUCAGGGAACAUAAGAUGGACAGGGCCAUCAUCUUCUGCCGUACCAAGCUAGACUGCGACAACCUCGAGCGAUACUUCAAGACAUUCGGCAAGGAGUUUUCCUGCGUGUGUCUCCACGGCGACCGCAAGCCGGCCGAGCGCAAAGGAAACCUGGAGAUGUUCAAACAGUCUCAGGUCAAGUUCCUGAUCUGUACCGAUGUCGCCGCUAGAGGCAUUGACAUCUCUGGACUGCCCUUCAGUACAGAUGAAACUGAUAAUAGUCUACAAGUUAAAUAUGCAAGGCGGGAAGCUACCAGAGGGGCUAGAGGUAAACCUCUAAAGAAUACUAGAGCAUGGUUAUUAGAAAAGAAAGAGAGACGUAGGAAACAAGGGAAAGAGACCAAACCUGACACAAAAUACACUGGAAGGAAAAGAAGUGGUAGAUUUUAA
Molecule: messenger RNA, 1053 nt
Organism: Ostrinia furnacalis (Asian corn borer)
Lineage: Eukaryota; Metazoa; Arthropoda; Insecta; Lepidoptera; Crambidae
Product: ATP-dependent RNA helicase Ddx1-like
Exons: 7
Coding region: 1-1053 (350 amino acids)
Biological process (GO): rRNA (guanine-N7)-methylation
Molecular function (GO): nucleic acid binding; rRNA (guanine) methyltransferase activity; ATP binding
Source: RefSeq, a predicted model, not a curated record